Molecule: messenger RNA, 1583 nt
Organism: Morone saxatilis (striped sea-bass)
Lineage: Eukaryota; Metazoa; Chordata; Actinopteri; Moronidae
Exons: 2
Coding region: 156-1577 (473 amino acids)
Molecular function (GO): protein binding
Source: RefSeq, a predicted model, not a curated record
GGGGAAAAAACACUUAGCUCUGAACUUGCUUUAUCGACACCAACAAAGAUAUUGAAUGAAGAGAUAAGUUUGGAAAGAUAACUCAACAAAGACGACCACCAUACUUCAAAAUUAUACUCUGAAGCAAAGAAAUAAUUAUCACUACACAGAUACAAAUGGAAGAAAAAGAAACAGAUUGCCCUAUAGUGCAAUGUAUAAAUAACGACUGCCAUGAAAUCAAGAAAUUACUAAAUUGCAGCAACAUUCAUGAAGUUUAUCCCUAUGGAAAGUGGAAUGACUACAUAAACCUACUGACUGCUGCUGUUAUAAAUCGCCAUGAGGAAAUGUGUACUGUCCUACUGCAAGAGGGUGCAGACCCAAACAAGGUGUCAAAAAAUGGCUUGACUCCUUUGCAUUAUGUCUCACUAUCCAAAGCACCACUUGCUUUUGUGACAAAACUGCUUAAAGCAAAAGCUAAUCCAAAUGGAUGUGGUGUACAGCCAUUCACACCACUGCAGACGGCUGCCAUCAACGACAGGGACGAUGUCAUGAAAGAGCUCAUCUCUGCUGGAGCACUGGUAACAAUUUUUCAAGUCAACGAUCCUGAACAUAUCACUCACAAUAAAAAAAUCUCUCAGAUGAUUCAUAAUCUUGCUUCAAAAGGAGAUAAAUUAUGCUCCAAAAUCAGACAUUUCCUGGAUAUGGAAAUUGCUGUGCGAGGGGAGCCAUCUGACAAAGUGUUCAAAACGUUUGACAGUCACAUGCUGCAGGAGCAUCCUCAGACCCAUCUGACCAUGAUUGAAGUGCUCUUCAAUGUUAAUGGGCCAGGUAGUGAAAAAUACAGAGUAGGAAGUAUCAAAUGGCUGAAAAACACUGAAAAUAUGAACACCUACAUUGCAGACGCAGUCAGUCGCCUUCCAAACAUCCCUGCGAUACAUGUAAAGAAGGCCAUUGAUAGUUUACAUGCAGUUAUCUGUACAAUGGAAGACAUAUCAAAUGAGCAAGCUCUAGCUGUAAUCCCCCAACUACUGGACCGGCUUUGCUCAGAAGAGAAACAUGAUAUAUUGGAAGCUGUUGUACAAACACUGUAUGUGAUAACACAGAAAUCAAAAGACACAGACGGCUGGGAUCCCAACUUUCAGAAGUUAUGCAAAAUAGUUGCUCCUAUGGUAGAGGACCAACACAUCACACACAGCAUAGACAAUAUUUUUCCAUCAGGGGGGUUGACUUCAGUUCCUGAGGACAUAGUGACAUCUGCAGAUAUGAAGAUGCUAAAAGAUCUGAAAGAAGUGCUCAGACGACUGAAAAAUCUCACUUCACCAAACUUGGAAUGUGAGUACUGUACAGCCUUACCUGGAUCCAAGACAAAGAAGGAAAAGUCACAGAAGCAAGAAGACCCAAAUGAUGAUGAAGUUUUAACUGCUACAACUGAUCUAACAUCAGCUCCUAUUGUGGAGUCAACUUCAAAUGUUAAGCCAUUCCACUUCAACACAACACCAAAAACACACAAAUGGCUACAGAUCAGCAAGAGGUGGGAGAGAAAAAUAGAGAAGCUUCUGAGCACUGAUGACAGUAAAGUAACCAGAAUUGGAGCAUGAUUUAUG